Chelmon rostratus (copperband butterflyfish) is the source of this 994-nucleotide messenger RNA. Its product is annotated as pentraxin-related protein PTX3-like. The record is from RefSeq and is a predicted model, not a curated record. The coding region runs from base 84 to 845 and encodes 253 amino acids. Lineage: Eukaryota; Metazoa; Chordata; Actinopteri; Chaetodontiformes; Chaetodontidae. Gene Ontology annotation, biological process: innate immune response. Gene Ontology annotation, molecular function: complement component C1q complex binding. The transcript is spliced from 2 exons.
GAGAGAGCAGCUGGAAAACCGGGUGACAAAUACCUGAUCUUACCAGAUAUUUUUAAGAAAAGCAACGCGCUCAGAGCUGCGUCAUGCGUGUGUUCAGGACCUGGCGAGUGCUGUGUGUGCUUGGCUUCGUGGGUGCAUCCUUGUGUGUGAAUGAGUAUGAAGGGAACUACGCCGACAACUACGACAAUGAGAUCUCUCAGGCCCAGCAGGAGGGAGAAACUCCAACCACACCAUGCCAGGCUGCAGACUUCUCUCGCUGGGACAAGCUUUUCAUCGCUCUGGAGGACUCCCACAUGAGGCAGAACAUGCUGCUGGAGUCUCUGGAGCAGUGCUGUGGAGGAAUGGUUUCCCUCAGAGCCCAGGUGGACAAGCUUGCAAGGGGGGCAGGCCAGCAGUGUCCACCCAGCCUGGAGUCAGCAUGCAGGGCGCAAGCAGAGCAGGUGAGAGUCAGGCUGCAUCAAGGCUUGGUGGAGCUCAGGGAGGAGGAAGCAGAGAGGGAGAGGAGGUUAAAUGCUACCUUGCAGCAGCUCCUGCACAGCAGCCAUGAGGGGAAUGCCCGGCUGAAGCGGCUGGAGGACGGCAGGGGCCACAGAGCGGGAGCAGCAGACAGCAGAAUGGGACACCCACCAACAUUGAGACCUGAAAGUUUAGAGGCAGCAUUUGGCGUGGGGGUGAAGCCAUUCCCAUCUGUCCUGAAGGAACAGGAAGUGACUUCACCUCUGGACACGGCCACAAUGGAAAGAGCCCUGGUUGCCCUGGUAACAGAGCUGCAGAAGGUUCACCUGCAGCUGAGCAGAGUGAUAGAGCAGGGAGGAACAUUGAGGAAGGGCAGGGGAGACACAUGAAUUGCCCAGAGGGAAAAAAUUAUAAAUGAUUGACUGGGGGCACACCAGUGAUAAUGAUUUUGCACAUACUCGUUUUUUUAAUUCACUCUUAAAGGGCCUUUUUUUUAAAUAGAGCUUGUUUAUGUCUGGUGACAAUGAAUUUAAAUGUA